CUAUACUUAACCGGCCAUUUGUUAGACAAUUAUCGAACUGUAAGCGGUUUUAGUGGCAGAUGGAGCAAGAAUCGUUAGUCCAAGUUUUCAAAGUCCAAGGAAGAGACAAGCUUGGCCGGAGGCUUCUCCGCAUCAUCGGCAAGCUUUUCCCAGCCAAGAUAACAGAGCAGGCAGUGAAGAAGUAUCUGGAGGAGAGGAUAUUUCCAGAGUUGGGUAGUAAACCGUUCUGUGUCGUCUAUUUCCACACCAACGUCCGGCGAUCGGAGAACUUCCCAGGUAUCUCCACCAUCCGGUCUAUAUACGAGGCUAUCCCCGCCGCUAUCCGGGAUAACCUCGAGGCCGUCUAUUUCGUCCACCCGGGCCUUCGCUCCCGACUCUUCCUCGCCGCCUUCGGCCUGCUUCUCUUCAGUUCCGGGUUAUAUGGGAAGGUGAGGUACGUGAGUCGGGUGGAGUACCUGUGGGAGCGAAUGAGGAGGGGGGAGGUGGAGGUGCCAGAAUUCGUGCGGGAGCAUGAUGAAGAGCUGGAGGACCGUCCGCUGAUGGAUUACGGGCUGGAGAGAGAUCGUCUCUGCAGCCGCUCGUAUGAUGCUCCCGCCAUGGACAUAUCUGCCCGGUCUAUGUACUCGCUCCGGCGUAUUUCAUAGAUCCCACCAGGAUACCUGUUCUUCUUUUG
Molecule: messenger RNA, 673 nt
Organism: Elaeis guineensis (African oil palm)
Lineage: Eukaryota; Viridiplantae; Streptophyta; Magnoliopsida; Arecales; Arecaceae
Source: RefSeq, a predicted model, not a curated record